Messenger RNA from Euleptes europaea (tarantolino), 1719 nucleotides. RefSeq names its product WRN helicase interacting protein 1 (gene WRNIP1). Gene Ontology annotation, biological process: regulation of DNA repair; DNA-templated DNA replication; DNA repair. Gene Ontology annotation, cellular component: nucleus. Gene Ontology annotation, molecular function: single-stranded DNA helicase activity; DNA binding; ATP hydrolysis activity. The record is from RefSeq and is a predicted model, not a curated record. Bases 1 to 1719 code for a protein of 572 amino acids. The transcript has 7 exons. NCBI's taxonomy places the organism in Eukaryota, Metazoa, Chordata, Lepidosauria, Squamata, Sphaerodactylidae.
AUGGACGGGGCCGGGGGUGGGCGAGAGCCCCUCGUGAGCUGCCCCGUUUGCUCCCGCGAGCUCCCGGCCCCCAGCAUCAACCUGCACCUGGACAGGUGUUUACAGGGGACGGAGGGAGGGGAGCCCCUCCCCGAGGGGGAGGAAGGCCUGCAGCAGCCCUGCAAGAAGAAAACGCGCCUCUCCAGGCCUCCCGAGGGCGGCCGCCGCAGCCCCCCGGCGGUGUUUUCCCUUUUCCAGAAGGGGAGGCUCUCCGGGGCGAGGGCCCCCCCGGGGAGCCCCGCCGCGCCUCCGACCCCGGGCCCGGAGAAGCCGCCGGGCGGGGAGGGUCCUGGCACCGGCCCCCACGCUUCGGUUCCGGAGCUGGGCGGCGGGAGCCUGGCCCGGCAACUGGAAGGGAAGCCCCUGGCGGACAAGCUGCGGCCGGACACCUUGGGGGACUACAUGGGGCAGAGCCAGGUGGUGGGGGAGCAGACGCUUUUGCGGCCCCUGCUGGAGGCCCACGAAAUCCCCUCCCUCAUCCUCUGGGGGCCGCCUGGCUGUGGCAAGACUACCCUAGCACAUAUUAUAGCAAAAGGCAGCAAGAAGAAAGGCACAAGGUUUGUGGCAUUAUCAGCCACUAGUGCCAAAACCAAUGAUGUCCGUGAAGUCAUCUCCCAAGCCCAAAAUGAGAAGAGACUCUUCAAGAGGAAAACCAUCCUUUUCAUUGAUGAAAUACACCGUUUCAAUAAGUCUCAGCAGGAUACUUUCCUUCCUCACAUUGAGUGUGGGACUGUGACCUUGAUUGGAGCAACUACGGAAAAUCCUUCGUUCCAGGUCAAUUCUGCCCUACUCAGCCGGUGCCGUGUUAUCGUUCUCGAGAAGCUCUCAGUGGAAGCAAUGGAAGCUAUUCUGAUGAGAGCUCUCAAGUCCUUGGGGAUCCAGAUUUUAAGCACAGAUGAGCAGCAUGCUGGCUCAGUGAAUGGCAGCAACAGCAAGAUCUCUGAAUCAUGUGUAUGUAUUGAGAGAACAGCUGUAAGCACACUUGCCUACCUCUGUGAUGGUGAUGCAAGAACUGGACUGAAUGGACUCCAGAUGGCUCUCCAGGCCCAGCUGACUCAACUGCCCCAUCAGAAUAACAUGCACGGCUCUUCUACUAAAAGAAUAGUCAUAACAGAAGAUCAUGUGAAGGAAGGACUCCAGCGGUCCCACAUUCUAUAUGAUCGAGCAGGUGAAGAACAUUAUAACUGCAUUUCUGCCCUCCAUAAAUCUAUGCGAGGCUCAGAUGAAAAUGCUUCUCUUUACUGGCUUGCCCGAAUGCUUGAGGGAGGGGAGGACCCUCUGUAUGUGGCAAGAAGGCUGGUGAGGUUUGCAAGCGAAGAUAUAGGACUGGCUGAUCCCUUGGCAUUAACGCAAGCAGUGGCUGCUUAUCAGGGCUGCCAUUUCAUUGGAAUGCCAGAGUGUGAGGUCAUACUCGCCCAGUGUGUAAUCUACUUUGCCAGAGCACCAAAGUCUAUAGAGGUGUACAGCGCAUACAGCAAUGUCAAGACAUGCCUAAGAAAUCAUGAAGGACCUCUUCCGCCUGUUCCUUUGCACUUAAGGAAUGCGCCUACCAGACUCAUGAAGGACAUUGGCUAUGGUAAAGGGUAUAAAUAUAAUCCAGUGUAUAAGGAGCCUGUCGAUCAGGAAUAUCUGCCUGAAGAACUAAAAGGGGUCAAUUUUUUCAGAGGGAGUAGAGUGUAA